AUGGCUGAACAAAGUGGUCCUUUCUCUUUUCCGAAAGAAGAGGAAAAAAUCCUCGAAUUUUGGAACGAAAUCGAUGCUUUUCACACUUCGCUCGAGCUGAGUAAAGACAAACCCGAGUUUUCAUUUUUCGAUGGACCACCAUUUGCGACCGGUACUCCACAUUAUGGUCACAUUCUUGCGUCCACGGUCAAGGACAUCGUGCCAAGAUAUGCGACCAUGAACGGGUACCACGUCGAUAGAAGGUUCGGUUGGGACACUCACGGGCUCCCCAUCGAGCACAUUAUCGACAAGAAACUCGGCAUAAAGAGCAAAGAAGACGUUUACAAAUUAGGAAUCGAUAAGUACAAUGCGGAAUGUAAAGCGAUUGUCAUGACGUAUGCGGAAGAAUGGAGACGAACUAUCGGACGUAUGGGUCGUUGGAUCGACUUUGACAACGAUUACAAGACGAUGUAUCCUUCAUUCAUGGAAUCCACUUGGUGGGGGUUCAAGCAGCUUUUCGAGAAGGGGCAAGUUUACCGUGGUCACAGGGUCAUGCCUUACUCUACGGGCUGUACUACACCCUUGAGUAACUUCGAGGCACAACAGAACUACAAAGAAGUCAACGAUCCCGCUGUGACCAUUGGAUUUAAAGUUGUUGGUCAAGAAAAGACGUAUUUGGUCGCAUGGACCACUACGCCUUGGACUUUACCUUCGAAUUUGGCCCUCUGUGUCAACGCCGAUUUCGAAUACGUUAAGAUCUAUGAUCAAAACAGGGACAAGUAUUUUAUCUUAGUUGAGUCCUUGAUCAAAACUCUUUACAAGAAGCCAUCUAAUGAGGAUUUCAAGGUUGUCGAGAGAUAUAGCGGCAAAGAUUUGGUCGGCUGGAAAUAUGAACCUUUGUUCGAUUAUUUCGCUAAAGAUUUUGGCGAAAAGGCAUUCAGAGUCAUUUCGGACAAUUACGUGACCAACGACUCCGGUACUGGUAUUGUUCACAAUGCGCCUGCCUUUGGUGAAGAGGAUUUCAACGUUUGUUUGAAGGCCGGCAUUUUCUCCGAGGAUGAUGAUAUUCCCAACCCUGUAGAUGAUAACGGUAAUUUCACAAGUGCUGUGAGCCAUUUUGCCGGCAUGUACGUGAAGGCUGCCGAUAAAGAAAUCAUCAAAUUUUUGACUGCGUCAGGAAAUCUGUUGUUGGCUUCUCAAAUUCGCCACAGCUACCCAUUCUGUUGGAGAUCAGACACUCCCCUCUUAUACAGGACAGUUCCAGCUUGGUUUGUGCGUGUGAAGCCUAUUAUCCCACAAUUCCUAGACUCUGUCGGCAAAUCUCGUUGGGUUCCGCAUAUCAUCAAAGAAAAAAGAUUCGCCAACUGGAUUGCCAAUGCUCGUGAUUGGAAUGUUUCUAGAAACAGAUACUGGGGUACUCCAAUUCCACUCUGGGUCUCUGAAGACUACGAGGAAAUUGUUUGUGUUGGUUCUGUCGAGGAACUUGAGAAAUUGUCAGGCGUCACAGGUAUUACCGAUUUGCACCGUGAUUCUAUCGAUAACAUAAGAAUUCCCUCUAAGCAAGGAAAGGGUGAACUGAAAAGAAUUGAGGAAGUUUUUGACUGCUGGUUCGAAUCUGGUUCCAUGCCCUUUGCGUCCCAACAUUACCCAUUCGAAAACACCGAAAAAUUUAAAGAUAGAGUUCCAGCGAAUUUCAUCUCUGAAGGUUUGGAUCAAACGAGGGGUUGGUUUUACACUUUGGGUGUUUUGGGUACUCAAAUAUUCGGUACUGUUCCUUACCAAAAUGUUAUCGUUACGGGUAUCAUCUUGGCUGCCGAUGGUAAAAAAAUGUCCAAGAGUUUGAAAAAUUAUCCUGAUCCGAACUUGAUCUUGAACAAAUACGGUGCCGAUGCUUUGAGACUUUAUUUGAUAAAUUCUCCUGUCCUAAAGGCCGAGUCGUUAAGAUUCAAGGAAGAAGGUGUCAAGGAAGUCAUUUCUAAAGUUUUGCUACCAUGGUUGAACUCUUUCAAGUUCUUGGAAGGUCAAAUCUCUUUGCUGAAGAAAACCUCGAAUGUGGAUUUCAGUUUCAACCCUCAUCUCAAAAGUGAGAAUAUCAUGGACAGAUGGAUCAUGGCCUCACUGCAAACUUUGAUCAAGGACAUUCACAGCGAGAUGCAGGCCUACAAACUAUACGCGGUUGUUCCUCAGUUGUUGAGCUUUAUCGACUUGAUGACCAACUGGUACAUCCGUUUGAAUCGUCGUCGUUUGAAAGGCGAAAACGGCGUUGAGGACUGUUUGGUUGCGUUAAACACGCUAUUCGACGCUCUGUUCAAUUUCCUAAGUGCGAUGGCCCCUUUCACGCCAUACCUUUCCGAUAACUUAUAUCAGAAGAUGAGAGACUUCAUUCCAAAAGACGUUUUGUCGCAGUACUGUAAAGACGACAGAUCUGUGCAUUUCUUGCUUUACCCAACGGUGAGACAGGAAUUUUUCGACGAGGCGAUCGAAAGAACCAUGUCCAGAAUGCAAGCCGUCAUCGAGCUUGGUAGAGUCAUUCGUGAGAAGAAGACUAUUUCUUUGAAAACGCCUUUGAAGAGUUUGGUGAUCAUCCACAGUGAUCCGGCGUACUUGAAAGACGUCGAAUCUUUGAAAGGCUACAUCAUUGAGGAAUUGAAUGUGCGUGAUUUGAUCAUUACGUCAGAUGAAGCCGCAUAUGGUGUCGUAUACCAAGCGUUGGCGGACUGGCCUGUUCUAGGUAAAAAGCUAAAGAAAGACGCCAAGAAGGUCAAGGAUGCUUUACCAUCUGUGUCGUCUGAACAGGUGAAACAGUACCUUGAGACAGGGAAGAUAGAAGUUGCUGGAAUCCCACUGGUCAAAGGCGAUCUUGCCGUCUCCAGAGCUUUGCCGGGCGACAAAGUGGGCGAAGGACUCGAGUCUCGUACCGAUCAAGACGUUUUGAUCAUCUUGGACACCAAAAUUUACGACGAUUUGAAAACCGAAGGUUUGGCGCGUGAAUUGAUCAACAGAAUUCAAAAACUAAGAAAGAAAUGCGGUCUGGAAGCCACUGACGAUGUUUCCGUGCAAUACGAGAUCGUCAAGGAUACCAUUGAUUUCGAUACCGUUGUGAAAUGUCAUGCUGAAAUGUUGGCAAAGGUUUGCAGAUCCGAUAUCACCAAAUUCGAUGGCUCUCGCACCGAAGGUGAAAUCGCCGACGAAGAACAGUCUAUCAAUGACACCAUCUUCAAAUUGAAAAUAUUUAAGUUAUGA
Lachancea mirantina is the source of this 3222-nucleotide messenger RNA. The record is from the annotation of a GenBank genome assembly. NCBI's taxonomy places the organism in Eukaryota, Fungi, Ascomycota, Saccharomycetes, Saccharomycetales, Saccharomycetaceae.